GAGUUUAGUGGGUGGAGUCUGAGAAAGGUACCGCUUCUUCAGCAUCCUUCAGCAUCUUUCCUAAGGAGCAUCCUAAGAAGCUCCUGACUUGCAAUGAAUGGGACGCAAGUAUGCCGCCUGAAACAAGUGAACGCACACCAUUAACGACAUUUUCCUCUUAAUAAAACAAUGAUGGGACAAUGAAUCUGGAUAAAUCCUUAGAGACAUCGGUGGACUCCAACAAAGAGUAUGACAUUUUGAGGGAACUGGAAAAAUUAUCUGUGGAUUUUCAUCUUUCUUGACUGAACUUCUUCAACUUUGAGGAUGCCGGUUUUGAAAAGGGAACAAGCAAGAAACACGGGAGAUCCAAGUGGCCUCCCAAAGCUCCCAGUGCCACCCUUGCAACAAACACUGAACAUGUACCUGAAGUGCACGAGUCACCUCAUAACAGAGGAGCAGUUAAAAAAGACAAAGGCGAUUGUAGAGAAAUUUGGAGCACCUGGCGGGAUGGGAGAAUUUCUACAGAAAAAGUUACUGGAGAGAAGCGAACAUACAGCCAACUGGGUGUAUGACUACUGGCUUGAAGACAUGUAUUUGAGCAACAGAUUAGCACUACCUGUCAAUUCCAGUCCUGUGAUGGUCUUUCCCAAGCAGAACUUCAGGAGUCAAAGUGACACCCUCAGAUUUGCUGCCCAUCUAAUUUCUGGCGUAUUAGAGUAUAAAUCUCUUAUAGAUGGACGUGCCCUCCCUGUAGACUAUGCUCGUGGGCAGCUGGCUGGGACGCCCCUGUGUAUGGAUCAGUACAACAAGGUCUUCACCUCCUACCGUUUGCCAGGGCCAAAAACUGACACUUUAGUGGCUCAGAAGAGCACAGUUAUGCCCGAGCCCGAACAUAUAAUAGUGGCUUGUAAGAAUCAAUUUUUUGUUCUCGACGUGGUGAUAAACUUUCGUCGGUUGAAUGAAAAAGACCUUUACACUCAGCUGGAGCGAAUCAGAAAGAUGUCAGACAUUGAAGAAGAGCGUCUGCCUCCGAUCGGUCUGCUCACAUCAGAUGACAGAACACAGUGGGCCGAGGCUCGCAGCAUGCUGAUCAAAGAUUCUACCAACAGGGACUCUAUAGACAUGAUUGAGCGCUGUCUGUGUCUGGUGUGUUUGGACGAGCCGUCUGGCACUGAACUGACUGAUACCAACCGAGCUUUACUGAUGCUCCACGGAGGGGGCACAGACAAAAAUGGGGGCAACCGUUGGUAUGACAAGCCCAUGCAGUUUGUAAUAGGUGCAGAUGGAUCCUGUGGCGUUGUAUGUGAACACUCACCUUUUGAGGGAAUAGUGCUUGUGCAAUGUACAGAAUAUCUACUGAGAUACAUGAGAGGAAGCCCUUCUAAGCUGGUGAGGGCAGCCAGCAUGAGUGAGCUUCCUGCCCCCAGACAACUGCACUGGAAAUGCUCGGCAGAUAUCCAAACGUUUCUCACGUCCUCAGCAGAUAAAUUACAGAGGCUUGUGAAAAAUCUGGACAUGAAUGUCAGCAAAUUCACUGGUUAUGGCAAAGAGUUCAUCAAGAAACAGAAAAUGAGCCCUGAUGCUUAUGUUCAAGUUGCCCUCCAGUUUACAUUUUACAGAUGUCAUGGAUGUCUAGUGCCCACCUAUGAAAGUGCAUCAAUACGCCGCUUUCAAGAAGGACGAGUUGACAACAUUCGCUCCUCCACACCUGAGGCCUUAGCAUUUGUGAAAGCUAUGGCAAAUAGCUCCAAAAUCACUGAUGUUGAGAAAAUGGAGUUGCUUUGGACUGCCAUUAAAGCCCAAACCAAUUAUACAAUUCUAGCAAUCACUGGGAUGGCAAUAGACAAUCACUUGCUGGGGCUACGAGAGAUUGCCAAGGAGCUGAAACUAGAAAAGCCAGAGCUGUUUUCUGAUACAACCUAUGCCACCAGCAUUCACUUCAUUCUCUCUACAAGCCAGGUUCCUACCACUGAAGAGAUGUUCUGCUGCUAUGGUCCUGUUGUCCCUAAUGGCUACGGAGCCUGCUACAAUCCUCAGACGGAUCACAUCAUCUUCUGCGUGUCAAGCUUCUGUGACAGUGCCGAGACCAGCUCAGAUUUGUUUGUGAAGACUCUUGAGGGGUGCCUGAAGGAAAUGCAAGAUCUAUGCACAAAAUGCAACACUGAAGCUAAACCAGCUGACUCUACGAAAAGGAAGGACGGAACUACCAAGGUAAUGAAGAAUGGAAGCAAGUCAUAGAAAUAAGCUACAUCAUUUGAAUCGUAUGGAAGAUGCAGAAACCAGUGUGACUGUACAAAGGUGGACAUUUUGGGAGAAAAUAAGAGACUCAAAAACAUAGCAAGACUGAUUUAGUGAAUACUUUUGAUAUGCAACAGAGUCAAAGUAGGCAUUUCCCUUAAGUAUUUCCUCUAUAUUGCCAAAUUUAAUUACCAACAGCAGUGAUAUAGAUAUUCUAUGGAGCUGUAGUUGCUUGACAAAAGUAGAUCUAUUUAGUUAUUUUACAUUAUUUGGACUAUGAGAGCAUAUACAAAUUAAACGGAAGUAGAUGAAGCUCAGCAGAUAUACAGUAAAUGAUGCCUUCUUAAUAUGACCUGAACUAGCUGAGGUCUGUUUCCAAGAAUCCUACCCAGCUUUUCAGUCUGACUAAGAGUAUAUUAUAGUUGUCACUGUCAAAGGCAGCAUUAAAAGGAUAGUUCACCCAAAAAUAAUCAUUUACUUACCAUCAUGUCAUUCCAAACCUGUAUG
Sinocyclocheilus grahami is the source of this 2724-nucleotide messenger RNA. Its product is annotated as choline O-acetyltransferase-like. Gene Ontology annotation, cellular component: neuron projection; cytoplasm. The coding region runs from base 304 to 2217 and encodes 637 amino acids. NCBI's taxonomy places the organism in Eukaryota, Metazoa, Chordata, Actinopteri, Cypriniformes, Cyprinidae. Gene Ontology annotation, biological process: acetylcholine biosynthetic process; neuromuscular synaptic transmission. The record is from RefSeq and is a predicted model, not a curated record. Gene Ontology annotation, molecular function: choline O-acetyltransferase activity. The transcript is spliced from 15 exons.